CAGUAGUAAAAGCUUAAGAUGCCGCCUCAGUUGAGAUAUAUAGGCGUACGUAAUUAACUAGAAUUUGGAGUUAUUUCGGGCUAAUUAUUUAAAGUGCUGACUGACAUCUUUUGAAUGCCGUAAAUUUUCAAAAUGUUCAUUGCUUUGAGAAAUAUUAUUAAAUUUGCCCCACGUCGUGGCAUUCAAUUUAGAGCAAUUCAAAAAGCAAGUGCCAGUUCAUAUUUAAUUGAAGAUCCUAAGUAUGCAUUUUUAAAAGACUUAGGUCUUGAGAAAAAUAAUCUUGGCGUUUACAAUGGAUCUUGGACAGGUUCUGGAGAGGUUAUCACUUCUACGUCACCUAUCAAUAACAGACCCAUUGCCGACGUAGUACAAGGAAAUUUAACCGACUAUGACAAUGCUGUUAAAGCUAUGCAGGAAGCGUGGGAGAUCUGGGCAGAUAUACCAGCACCGCAGAGGGGUGAAAUUGUUCGUCAGCUGGGAGAUGCAUUUCGAGCUAAGAAGAACACUCUGCGAAAACUAGUCUCUUUGGAAAUGGGAAAAAUUUUGGCCGAAUCUGAAGGAGAGAUUCAAGAAUAUAUUGAUAUAUGCGAUUACGCAGUGGGGUUAUCAAGAAUGUAUGAGGGUAAGGUUAUUCCGUCCGAAAGACCUGGCCAUGUACUCCUAGAAAUGUGGAACCCAAUUGGAGCUCUUGGAAUAAUCACAGCAUUUAAUUUUCCCGUGGCGGUAUUUGGAUGGAAUAAUGCUCUUGCUAUGGUGUGUGGAGACGUUAUGGUAUGGAAAGGUGCACCCACAACUAUGCUAACAAGUAUUGCUGUCAUGAAAAUAAUCUCUUCAGUUUUAGAAAAAAACAAACUGCCUGGAGCAAUUUGUUCUUUGGUUUGCGGAGGAGUUGAUAUUGGCUCUGCUAUAGCUAAAGACACACGUUUACCCUUAGUAUCUUUUACUGGCAGCACUGAUGCUGGUCUGAAAGUUGGUAUGGAAGUGCAAAGCAGAUUUGGUAAAAGUCUGCUAGAAUUAGGGGGUAACAAUGCCAUUCUUGUUGCUGAGGACGCAGAUUUAGACAUGGUAAUCCGAUCAGCGCUCUUCGCUUGUAUUGGCACUGCUGGUCAAAGAUGCACAACAACCAGAAGGAUAAUAGUUCAUGAGAAGGUUCACAAUGAAGUGGUUGAGAGACUGAAAAAAGCAUUCGUCAAAAUAAAGAUUGGAGAUCCAAUUGAGCCUGAUACUCUCUAUGGUCCUCUGCAUACUAAACAAAGUGUUGAUCAGUAUUUAAAAGCUAUUGAUCAAGCAAAAGAGCUAGGUGGAACUGUUGAAUAUGGUGGAAAGGUUCUUGAAAUGCCUGGAAAUUACGUUGAACCGACCAUAAUAACGGGUCUUCCACACGACGCAGGACUUGUACAUAGCGAAACAUUUGCGCCUAUCGUAUACAUUUUGAAAACAUCAAGUGUUGACGAGGCUAUCAAAUGGAACAACGAAGUAAAGCAAGGCCUGUCGAGCAGCUUGUUUACACAGAAUCUUGGCAAUAUAUUCAAGUGGCUAGGGCCUAAAGGGUCUGAUUGCGGUGUCGCCAAUGUGAACAUUCCUACAAAUGGUGCUGAAAUUGGUGGAGCAUUUGGAGGUGAAAAGCACUCUGGCAAUGGCAGAGGAUUAGGAAGUGAUUCCUGGAAGCAAUAUAUGCGAAGAACCACGUGCACUAUCAACUAUUCAAAAGAAUUACCUUUAGCACAAGGCAUUAAGUUUGAAUAGUUUUUAGGUCACAUAUAUUAUUAUCAAUUUUAAAUAAGUUUAAUUGACGUCUGAAAACAUGCAUUUUGAAAUUCUUAGUUUUCAAAGUUUUUCAGACUUCAAAAUGUUUCCCCUGUAUAUUUCGUAAAACGCAUUUGUAUAUGUACUCAUAGUAUUGACAAUUAAGAUGAAUAAACGUUAUCUCUUUGAGCUUCCA
Molecule: messenger RNA, 1942 nt
Organism: Stegodyphus dumicola
Lineage: Eukaryota; Metazoa; Arthropoda; Arachnida; Araneae; Eresidae
Product: alpha-aminoadipic semialdehyde dehydrogenase-like
Molecular function (GO): aldehyde dehydrogenase (NAD+) activity
Source: RefSeq, a predicted model, not a curated record